AUGGAUCCCCGCGGGUUCGCUGGCCCCAAGGAGAAGACGGUGAAGCCGCUUACCCCGGAGGCCCUCGCUGCAUUCAAGGCUGCGCAGGACAGAGCAGGAGUGGUCUACAUCUCUCGGAUACCUCCUGGGAUGCGCCCGACCAAGGUGCGCCAUCUUAUGAGUGCGUACGGGGAAGUGGGCCGGGUAUACCUCCAACAAGAAGACGCGAAGAGGGCAUAUCUGCGGAAAAAAUACACGGCGACUAAAAAGGCUCACUACACUGAGGGAUGGGUGGAGUUCAAGGACAAGCGGGUCGGACGGUCGGUUGCCGAUAUGCUCAACGCACAGUCCAUCGGUGGAAAGAAAGGCUCGAGAUGGAGAGACGACGUUUGGACGAUGAAAUACUUGCCGAGGUUCAAGUGGAACAUGCUCACUGAACGGAUCGCCCACGAGGCAGCGCAGCAUGCAGCGCAGCUACGUGUGGAGAUCUCCCAGUCGCGGAAGGAGCAAAGAGAGUACCUCAAGAAUGUGGAGCUUGCGCGCGUCCUCGACAAACGUGCGAAGCGCAAGCGAAAAGCAGAAGACGACUCGGCGGCACCGGAGGCUGCCGAGGCGCAUUCAGACAGGCGAAAGGAGGCGAAGGUGGAGAAGGAACCCGGAGAGGCGCGGCUGAAGGAGCAGAAGGAAAAGCGCAGGAGGACGGAGGCGUCGGGCGAGCGGCGACCAGGCUCGGAGGCGCAGCUGGAGUCGGUGUUAGGGAGCAUCUUCUAG
Messenger RNA from Epithele typhae, 750 nucleotides. RefSeq lists its product as uncharacterized. Gene Ontology annotation, molecular function: RNA binding. Lineage: Eukaryota; Fungi; Basidiomycota; Agaricomycetes; Polyporales; Epitheliaceae. Gene Ontology annotation, cellular component: nucleolus. The record is from RefSeq and is a predicted model, not a curated record. The transcript is spliced from 3 exons. Gene Ontology annotation, biological process: endonucleolytic cleavage in 5'-ETS of tricistronic rRNA transcript (SSU-rRNA, 5.8S rRNA, LSU-rRNA); small-subunit processome assembly; endonucleolytic cleavage in ITS1 to separate SSU-rRNA from 5.8S rRNA and LSU-rRNA from tricistronic rRNA transcript (SSU-rRNA, 5.8S rRNA, LSU-rRNA). The coding region runs from base 1 to 750 and encodes 249 amino acids.